UUUGCUGCAUUUUGAAGCAACAACAGUCAUUUUCUUCCGCCUUCUGUACCAUUCAGUCUCUUUCUAAACCUUUCCGCUUCCGCGUUCUAUCCGCUGCUUUUUUCCUUCCGCUUCCUUUUGGCUUCCGCUUUUUAAAAUUAGGCAGGGCCAUAUCCAUGAAUACUUAUACCCACCUUAGCUGAGGUUUAAUGUGUCUCUAUAGUAGUUCUGGAGACUAGGGAUAAACCUCCUAAGCCUUCUAAACACCCCUUUGUUUCACCCAACUUUUUUUUGUUUUUAAACAAGUCCGCAAAUUAAAUCCGCAAAUCUCUUCCAUAAAAAUAAUUUUUAUUCUAAAAAGACCGCCACAUCGUCGUCUAUCGAUUUACUUACCACUCUCUAAUGUUCUUUCUUUUUUUAUUUUCUUUCCAGCCUAAACAUUGUUAUUGUGUUUAUCAACUUUUAUCAUACUAUUUUUUCGUUUUUAUUUUAAAAUUUCUUUUAUAUUUUUUUUCUUUCUCGAAUUUUUUUUUCUCAGUUUUUUCAUCAUUUUUAAGCUUUUUGCCAGUUUUUCAAACGGCUCUUAAUUUUAGUACAAAGACAAAAUGCCUAGCGACAAAUUGCCCAACCAUACAAAACUGUGGGGUACUGUAUCGAGACCGGGUGAGCGCAAGAGACAAUUUUUAA
Messenger RNA from Meloidogyne enterolobii, 666 nucleotides. Lineage: Eukaryota; Metazoa; Nematoda; Chromadorea; Rhabditida; Meloidogynidae. The record is from the annotation of a GenBank genome assembly.